Messenger RNA from Suillus subalutaceus, 716 nucleotides. RefSeq lists its product as uncharacterized. Lineage: Eukaryota; Fungi; Basidiomycota; Agaricomycetes; Boletales; Suillaceae. The transcript is spliced from 3 exons. The record is from RefSeq and is a predicted model, not a curated record. Bases 75 to 554 code for a protein of 159 amino acids.
GCCGCCGCUACUACCUGUAUAUCACGACUCCGAAUUAUUUAACCCUAAUCUUCAACGAUUUUCGAUAGAUUACGAUGGCUGAGCCAGAACUCUGGUCGUCGCCCGUGGUGCAGACCCUCUUCGCUCGUUCGCCUCCCGCUCCGCUCUCGCCGAAAGACAUAUGGCACCAGGAUCUUACAGCUCAGAUCAACCAGCUGUCAGCUAAUCUCAACGUCAGAGCUGUCCUCCACCUGCUCAAUGAUGAUUUCAAUGGCUGUCACGAGCUUGUACAAACCCAAGAAGGCAAUCCCUAUUCUGAUCACUUGCACUCGAUCGCUCAUAGGCGUGAGCCCGACUACGAGAACUCCAAGUAUUGGAUUGCAAGUUUCUCUCAUGAGCACUUGACGGAGAUAUACUCGCCUGGUGGCACCAUUACUCAGGCUAAGCAGGAAAUGACCAAGUUUGUAGAUGCUGUACAAUCUGUCGAGGCUUCCGGAAAUGGGGUCGCGGACCAUGAGAAGAGGCAGUGGGAAGAAAUGACGAAGCUUGCGAGAAUCCUGAUUGACUCGGAAUAGGGACUUUUAGCUUUGAAAUAGAGACUUGUGAUUGUGCGCGGAAGUAUCACUGAGAUGAUUGCAACCUGGUGUGCUAGCACUCGCCACAACUUGUACCCUGUAAUAUCUGUUCAUGAACCACUGUUAGUCAGGCUCUGAAAGAUAAGGCUGAUGUCGCGUAGA